This is a messenger RNA of Cajanus cajan (pigeon pea), 561 nucleotides long. The record is from RefSeq and is a predicted model, not a curated record. Lineage: Eukaryota; Viridiplantae; Streptophyta; Magnoliopsida; Fabales; Fabaceae.
AAAAAAGAGAAAGCAUGUGUGUGAAUAUAAAUUUGGUAGAUUGUGCAGAAAACGAACAGCACUCAUUCUUCUCACCGUAGAUCCAUGGCCGACGAUUUCGAUUUCGCCGACAAAGUCCCUCCUUCCUUCGAUCGCGUGGGAAAUGCUUCAAAAGGGUUCAACCCAGCAUUAAUUGUUCUCCUUCUUGUUGGUGGGUUGCUGUUGAUAUUCCUCGUUGGAAAUUAUGUACUCUACAUAUAUGCACAGAAGACCCUCCCUCCAAGAAAAAAGAAGCCAAUCUCAAAGAAGAAGAUGAAAAAGGAGAGACUGAAGCAGGGUGUCUCGGCACCUGGAGAGUAGACUUUUUCCUCACUUUAUAUUCUGUCUCUGUGAUCUUUAUUUUCUUCUUCUUUUUUUUUUUUUUUUUGAAAAGGGUGUCUCUGUGAUCUUAAAAUGUAUACUCUUAAAAUGUUUUCUUCUUGUGGUCUCUGGAGUUAUGUUAAUGUUUAUCUUUGUCCUGUGUUCUACUGACUGAAAUCUUGACCACAUAAAUUAAGUACUUUGGCAAAUAUUCGGGACAAA